This is a messenger RNA of Nannochloropsis gaditana CCMP526, 414 nucleotides long. Its product is annotated as atp-dependent bile acid permease. Gene Ontology annotation, biological process: transmembrane transport. Gene Ontology annotation, cellular component: membrane. Gene Ontology annotation, molecular function: ATP hydrolysis activity; ATP binding; ATPase-coupled transmembrane transporter activity. The transcript has 3 exons. The record is from RefSeq and is a predicted model, not a curated record. The annotation marks the transcript as partial.
GAAAAAAUCGGGAUAGUGGGCCGAACGGGUGCCGGGAAGUCCUCGCUCUUCGUCGGGCUCCUACGUUUGGUGGAGUUGGAAGGGGGCAGUAUCGAGAUCGACGGCGUGGACAUCUCCAAAGUGGGCCUGGCAACCUUGCGAAGCGCUGUCUCAGUGAUUCCACAGGACCCUGUUCUCUUCUCGGGGAGCAUUCGGAGCAACCUGGAUCCGUUCCAGACUUACGACGACGCCACCCUCUGGUCCGCGCUCCGCAAGGCGUCUUUGGAAGCCGCUUUCCGCACGUCACCACUGGGUCUAGAUCAACCCGUGUCCGAGUACGGCGAGAACCUCUCCUCAGGACAGCGGCAGCUUUUGUGCCUGGCACGAGCCUUGCUGCGAAAGCCCCGUAUAUUGUUGCUUGAUGAAGCCACGUCC